UAUUCAUUAGGUGGGCGAUGAAAGGAAGGAGGUCAGUAGUAACAGACUGAAGAAGAGAGAAAGCAAAAGAAGAUAGUAAAGGUUUUCCUUCUCCUUACUAUAACGUACAUGUGCCUGUAUACUGAGGUAGGUGGAGCAACACUGAAAGAGCAGAGCUUCUAUGUCACAUUUCCCAUUUCCUCAGAUGAAAGAUAGUCUCAGAUACCGCAGUGCUGCGGUGGAGACAAGUCUCUGUGUUUUUCUCUGAAGAAAAAUUCCACAGAAUCCAUCAGGUUUUUGUCAACAAAACAGCAGAAUCUGCGCCAACAGCUGUGAUGUCAACCUUGGUCCCAGAUCUCAGAUAUUAACUAGUCCAGGCUGAGCAAUGGACUCUGGAGCCAGCAGGACGAUGGAGAUGGCGGCGCUCGGCCGACCUUUUGGCCUCGGGAUGUUGUACGACUGCCGCGAAGACUCAAUCGUCCCUGGAAUGACACUGUGGGACCGUGAUGACCUGAUUAAUCAUAUUGGAGAAAGACCGCAGAACUAUAAUGAUUUUGAGAUAGUUGCAUCUGAAUCAAUUGCAGAUAAAUCUUCAGCACUAAAUGUUGAAGGAUCACUUAAGGCAAGUUUUUUAAGUGGACUGGUAGAGGUUGGAGGAUCGGCCAAAUAUCUGAAUGACAGUAAGACUUCCAAAAAUCAGGCCAGAGUAACACUGAACUACAAAGCUACCACAAAGAUCAAGGAACUGUCGAUGGAUCAUCUUGGAAGAGACCAUGUGAAGCAUCCGUAUGUGUUUGAUAAAGGAUUAGCAACACAUGUAGUCACAGCUAUUCUUUAUGGGGCACAAGCCUUCUUUGUCUUUGACCGUGAGGUGUCCGAAAACGAAGAUCAUCAAGACAUUCAGGGCAACUUGAAGGUGAUGAUCAAGAAGAUUCCCAGCUGUGCCAUAGAGGGUGGAAGUUCCCUGAAAAUGGAAGACAAUGAAAAGGUUAACAAAUUGUCCUGCAGAUUCUUUGGAGACUUUUCCCUUCAGAAAUCUCCUACAUCCUUUCAGGAUGCUGUAGAAGUCUACCAAAGCCUCCCAAAAUUGUUGGGAGCCAACGGAGAAAACGCAGUACCAAUGAAGGUCUGGCUGUUGCCAUUGACAACUUUAGAUUCUUCUGCUGCUAAACUCGUCCGUCGGAUAAGUGCAAAGUUAGUUAAAGAUUCACAAAAUGUCCUGGAGGACUUCAGUGAGCUGGAAAUAAGGUACAAUGAUGCCCUGAGAACCACCAUUGCACAGCAGUUCCCACAGAUUAGCAAAAAGAUUAAAAAAGUUAAAGAACUGUCCUCUGAGUUCAAGCUGGACUUCCAACAAACCUUGGCAAACAAACUUCCAUCAAUCCGAGGAGGAGGAGAAGAGGAGGCUGUGCUCGCAGAGAUCCUGAAGAAGAGACAUUCUUCUCCUUUCAACAGCAAAACCUUAAACAAGUGGAUGGACUGUAAAGAGAGAGAAAUUGACACAUUGAUGUCUUUCACCAACAUGAUGAAAAACACCAAGAUCGUUCCAUCUCAAAAUCAUCUGUACAAAGAAAGUCUCAGUGCAGAACAUGCUGUGUGUUUUGUCUUCACCUCAUUGGGACGUGCUGAACCGUACCUCUCAGCUUUAUCAAACUACUUAAAACAAACAACAGACGACCCUCAAGAUACACAUAUUUACGAUGUAGAGAAGGAACAAUGGUACGCCUCAAAAAAAGUAUCAGAAGAAAUGUGGUGUAAAGCAAAUCUCUUCAGUGACUUUGCAGAGGCCAACAAGGAGAACAAGAAGAUUAAGUUCCUGACAGCGGGUUCAACAAAUGAGACACAGAAAGGUUCAAGCAUCUACCUUUAUAAAGGCAGCUUUCCUGUCAGUGAGAACUUUGAGCCACCUUCAAAGCCUGAAACAGUGACAGUAAGUGAUAUUAACCUCAACAGUGUGACGCUGAAGAUUUCUCCACCCAGAUUUGGAGCAGAGGACAUCACCUCCUAUUCUGUUGAGUACUGUGUCAGUGGAGAGGAUGGAUGGAAACAGAAGACAGCAUCAAAAUCUGAAGAAGUCACAGUGAGCAAUCUGAGUCCUAACACAGAGUAUAUGUUCAGAUGCAGAGCAGUGACCUCAGUAGGUGUUGGGCCAGCCAAUGAAGUCAGUGGUUCCACUAAAACGUUACCUUGCAGCCCUCCUGGAAAACCUCGAGUUGAACCAAACUCAAGAGAGAUAUCAGUUAGCUGGGAGAAACCUGCUGGGCUUGGACAAGAUGUCCACAGUCUGAGCUACAUCGUGGAGUACGCCAAAACAGACAACGGGAUGAAAGAGGAAGAUCUCCAAUGGAACGAAAUGAUGGCAGGAGCUGAAAAGGCGAUUAUAUCAGAGCUUCAGUCAGAGACAGAAUAUGUUGUCAGGGUCAGAUGUGAUUGUGGUGAAGCUGGCAGAAGCAAAGAAAGCAUCGCUGUUAACGUCCGCACAACAAAGUUUACACUAACAGAAUCCCUCAGAAGAAAAUGCGAAAAGAUAAAUUCUGAUUCACCAUCAGUUUACAAACUGACUCUGACAGAAGAAGAUGUGAACAUCAGUGGAUGCCGAAGAUUCAGUUUUGGCAAAGAAAGCACAAAACGAAAUCGCACUAUAAUGCUUUUUGGGGUGACUGGAUCAGGAAAGUCCACUCUGAUCAAUGCAAUGAUCAACUACAUAGUUGGUGUAGAGUGGAAGGACAGUUUCAGGUUCAAAUUAAUUGACAAGGAUCAGUCGAGAUCAAAAGCUAAAAGCAAGACCUCUGAAGUCACUGUGUACAAAAUCAACCACCAGGAUGGUUUUAAAAUCAACUACUCACUGACCAUUGUUGACACUCCAGGCUUUGGAGAUACAGGAGGCAUAGAAAGAGACGAGGAGAUCAUUGCACAUCUGCGCAAUCUCUUCUCCGCUAAGCAAAGUGUCAAUGAAAUUGACACUGUGUGUUUCGUAGCUCAAGCUACUUUAACACAACUCACACAGUCACAGAAAUGUUUUUUGGAUUCUGUGCUCUCAAUCUUUGGCAAAGAUGUGGCAGAAAACAUCCGGGUUCUGGUGACAUCUGCAGACGGCCAGCAACCACCAGUUCUAAAGGCAAUCACUGCUUCAGGUGUCCCAUGUCCUAAAACAAAAGAUGGGCUUCCAGUUCACUUCAAAUUCAAUAAUUCAGCAUUGUUUACAGACAACAAAUCAUCUGCAGCAGACAGCAUGAGUGAGUAUGAUGACGAUGAAGAUUUAGGCUUUCAUCAGAUGUGUUGGAACAUGGGGACCAAAAGCCUGAAAAGAUUUUUUGUUUCUUUGAAUGUCAUAGACACUAAAAGCUUGACAAUGACUAAAGAGGUUCUCAGAAAAAGAGAGCAGCUCAGGAAUUUAUAUAAAACUUUGCAAACGCAGGUUAAUUCUGGGCUAGCCAAGCUUGAGGAGAUAAAAGGGAAAACUGAAUAUUUUCCUAUGAUGGCUGAGGUGGACACACUGAUAGAGAGAUCUACUGAGUGUUUCAACAAACUUAAAGAGAAAACACUGAAGCCAAAUCCUCUCUUUACUUCCCAGUACAUUGACAUGCUUAUUGAGGGAGAGAUAUCUGAGGCCAAGCCAGGCUGGAAGCAACGAGUUCUGUCCCUGGAAGCCAUACAAAAACGAUAUCACCGUUUUUUUUACACUUCAGGAAGAAGUUUGAAUCUAGACCCUAACAAGACCUAAACAGAGGGACAUUCUAAAAUGCUUAACGUGAAAAAGCUUAACGUGGUUUAAUGUACCUAAACAACAACCAGUGAUCACCACAUUUCUCAUGGCCAUAUAUUGUCAUGAAUACUUAAGCCUGUCAAAAAAACUAAACCAAAAUCCAAUGAUUAUAGAAGUUAUCUCACAUUAACGUUUUCUUCUUCUUUGGCGCCUAUGGCGAGGAAAAGACUUAACGUGGUUUAACGUACCUAAACAACGAUCAAUGAUCACUAAAAGUCUCUCUCAUAUUGCCCCUUAUAACCACUGAAAACUGUCAAUACAUCAGUGACCUAUUCCAUAUCACUGAUCAUUGUUUAGGUACAUUAAACCACGUUAAGCCUUUUCCUUACAAUAGCCUCAAUGAAGCAGAAACGCUUAAUGUCAGAUAACGUCCAUAAUAAUUUGACUUUGGGUUUGAUUUUUUUGACAGUUUUCAGUGGUUAUGAGGAGCAUUAUGAGAGAGAAAUUUGGUGAUCACUGAUUGUUGUUUAGGUACAUUAAACCACGUUAAGCUUUUUUACGUUAAGAGUUUUAGAAUGUCCCCCUAAACAGAUAACCACCAAGACAAAGACGAGAUCCAUUCUGACACAGAUAAUAAAGAAAAAACGGGACACAAAGUCUCAAUACUGAGAUACUUAGACUUACAUGAAAAAAUGAAUCCGUGUAUACAGCGUAGACAUACACGCGGAUAGCUCAGCUAACACGCCACUUGGCGUGUUAUCUGUACGCAUUUUGAGCAUCGUGUAUGUUUACGUAAAGUCAUGAUGUCAUGUUGGCAGCUCUAUCUCUGCAAACCUGAACAUUUGUAUUUACAUUGUUAAAUUCAGGUUUUUCAACC
This is a messenger RNA of Sander lucioperca (pikeperch), 4562 nucleotides long. RefSeq lists its product as uncharacterized. The record is from RefSeq and is a predicted model, not a curated record. Bases 365 to 3703 code for a protein of 1112 amino acids. The transcript has 4 exons. Gene Ontology annotation, molecular function: GTP binding; protein binding. NCBI's taxonomy places the organism in Eukaryota, Metazoa, Chordata, Actinopteri, Perciformes, Percidae.